Zingiber officinale is the source of this 6505-nucleotide messenger RNA. Its product is annotated as small RNA degrading nuclease 1-like. The transcript is spliced from 13 exons. Gene Ontology annotation, molecular function: exonuclease activity; nucleic acid binding. NCBI's taxonomy places the organism in Eukaryota, Viridiplantae, Streptophyta, Magnoliopsida, Zingiberales, Zingiberaceae. The record is from RefSeq and is a predicted model, not a curated record. The coding region runs from base 4711 to 5937 and encodes 408 amino acids. Gene Ontology annotation, cellular component: nucleus.
AGUAAAGUAGAAAGGAAAAAACCUAGUACCCAUAUCCUUUGGCCAAUAAAUUUUUUCUGUAAAGAUUCGCCAACAAGGAAAUAAGUAUCUGGAUCUUCAAGUCGAUCCCAACCCUAAUGUGUCCCUUGGACUAAGGCUUGCCAGUUUUUAAGUUGAUCAGAGAAGGAGGGAGGAUCUAUCGGAUAGUCUUCUAGCUUUGCUUGGUAGCCUCUAACUUCAUUUAUGUCAAUUUUGACUAAAUGUCGGACUGACUCGAUUUUGAGGUCCAUCCAUUCUGGAGGAGUAUUGUCAAAUGUGCAUUCCACAAAAUUUUCCUUUUUUGUAGAAAUAAUGAUGCCUGAUUUCUUUGGAAAAUCUUUCACAAAAUCUGGGUCAUGAACCCAUAAUUUAUGUAGGAGACCGUAGUCAAGUAGAGUAAAAGGGAUAAUAUGUCGCCCUUUGUAAGCUGUAGUGAUGUAGGAUUCAUAAUCCAUGUUAGCUCUUCUGAAAGUAUAAAGAAGCUGGCAUUGACAGCCAUAUUUAUCUAAUUCUAGACAAGGUGGACCUUUCUUCACAUUUAAGUUUUGGGCUGAAUUCAGCUUUGUAUAUAAUUGUCAUUCCUUGAGGAAGUGUUUUGUGAAAAGCUUUCAGGACUUCGCAUAAUUCGAUAAAAGUUCGUAAAGUAGAUUUUUCAGCCUAACUACGAACAUAAGUGUUAAUGUCAUCAGAAUAGUAUUUGGUAAUCCCGUCAGGCGCAUCUCAUAUGCUCGUUGCAAAGCUGUAGUCUUAUUUUGUUCUUUGAGAUGGGCUAGAGUUAAGUAGCCUGAUAGGAGUUUUGGCAGUGUGAUCUGUAGUAGUAUCUGCCAAGCUGUUCUCAGGAGUAUGUUCUACAAUUUGAGCAUAAGUGAGAGUAUGUGUGUUAGAGUGGUAGUUUGUAUUGGUGUAGUUUGAAGAGAUGUACUAAUAAAUAAAUGUGACCCAAGAUGAGUUCUGGCUAUUGUAAAAGCUUCUUCGAGUGAAUAAUAGCCCUUAAAGUAUGAAUGUUCUAUGUUUUGAAUGGCUAAGUUGAUUUUUUUUCCCAUGUAGAAUACACCCCUGCCUGAGGUCUUGAGAAGAACUCAUAACAGGAAAAUUUCUUUCCUGCUAGUUUUUGUAUGGUAGUACGGAAAUAGUUGGAAAGAGUGUUAAUCAUAGCAAUCCCUAUUGUUCGUAACAAGGGAUUAUUGUUUGUAUAAGGGUGAAUUUGUGUUUUUGGAAGAUGUCCCUCUCUAUAGUCCAUAGUUCGCAUAGAACUUUCUGGAUAUCUUACUUGUAAAGGUUGUGGUGUCGUUGCAGCACUAGAUUCUGCAGGAUUCAUUAAAUUAACGUUAGAAAAAAAUUCUUUCUUUUUAGUUAUAAUGUUAUGGUCUUCAUCAAAGUAUAAUAUCCAAUCUUUUUCUAACUUAUGAUGUAGUAGGUCAAAAGUUUCUAAUUUUGUAAGAUAUUAUUUUGUAAAAUAAUUAACUAUUUCAAAUGGGAGGCAGACGUAUUCAUUUAAAUUAUCAUAAAAUAAAAACUUGUCCUCCUUCUGUGGGUAAGUACUGGUUUCUAUGUUCAUUAGAUUUAAUGCAGGUUCGUUAUCUUCCUGUUCUUCUUGGGAGGUUGAGGUCUUAUAAUUGUAAAAUCUUACUAUUGAUUUGCUAUGUCUGACUUUAUACCUGAUGGAUUCGUUUGGUUGUAAUAUUUGUGGUUUAAUGUUUAGAUCUAGAUUAAGAUUCCAAUCUAAUCCAUCUCCCUCAGCCCAUUGCAAGGCAAUUCAGGAGACCCUGAGCCUUACUUUAGGGGUUUGUAAUCUAUCGCGAGCAUAUAAAAUCUGUGAGUUUGUCAUAUCUUCUCCUUAUUUUUAUUUGCUUGCAUAUAUAUAUACGUUCAAUCCCUCCCCCACCCCCCACUUGGUAUUAUAGCUGCGUCCAAGAUAUGACCACGGUAGUGUAAAUCCUAAAGAGGUCAAGGUACUUAAUGGUGUGAUGUCCCUGCUACUAAUUAAAGAACCUGUUGUUUUAUUCACUAAGUCUUUAGUGUUAUAGCAUAGAGAACCCCGGAUCUGAAAGAUGGAGAUUCGACAUGCAUCCUUAGUAAGGCUAGUAAGUGUGUAAGACGGCAAAUCUGAAGGAUCCAACUGGUAAUACUCACUUCUCAUAUAAAGGGCUUUAGAAGAUAUAGUGUUAAGAACCUUAUGUUCUCUUAGUAUAUCUGUGCAUUGUAAUAAGGCGACCAGGAAGGUAACCGAUUGCAAAAGGCCGUAGAGCCCUUUAAAGUAGCCAGUCGGUUGAGCAUGAAAGUUUUCCUAGACUCUAAGCCGUAAACAAACACAGAAAGAAUAGGGGAUUCAAAGUCUCAUACCUCAAACCUAGAGUACCUUGAUCUUGCUCCAACUACCAAAGUUUCAAACCAUCACCUCUUUCAUAACCUUGCCGUCAUUUAUGAUCGAACUUGCCUAUCUUCUAAGGUCAACCUAAGAAACUUCAAACUUCUCUUUGAAAAACAACAAGAUCUUGAAAAAGAAAUUGUAAACCUAAAAAUCGCCUUGACAAACCUAACUACAAAUUGCAUAGAAGGCAAACCUCUCACAAAACAUUAAGCCACAGAACUGGUGAUCAAGCUUUCUCAACAACCAAAGCUAGUAGAAGAGGAGGCCAACAAAUCCGCAAAAAUCCUGAAUAAGAAGUUGGAAAGGGUGGAGCAACUGCCUCACAAAAUAGGGAAGUUGAUCGCUUGAUGAGCCACACUCUUACAAGAGGAACCAAAUCUUACAAAGAUGCGGUGCAAGCAACAAAGCAAAUUGAGUCCCUCGCUGUAGGUUUUGCAAAACCCAAUGACUGCCCUACUGUCUCAGCAUCAAGUAGUGCCCUCAUCAUACAAAACAGCACACAGCUUCAGCUACUAGUCCAAAUUACUGAAAGUCUCAAAGACAUACAGGCAGACUUGAAAAUAAUCAUUGAGCAAUCAAAGGGAGGUAAAUCUUCAGUCAGUUUACCUGAUUCCUUGAUUGAAAAAUUGCAAAAUUUGUCUCUGGGACCUUCGGAGAAACCAAAAGAAAAGAGAGGCAAGCUAUGAGUAUUCAAAGAUCCCUACAAAAUUCUAAAGGAGGAGCAGGAAAAGUUAAACAAAAACUAGAAACUAGAUGGCUAUGACUACCAGAACCAUCCAGGAGCAAGCAGCCAGCCUCCCACAGAUUCCGCUCUUUGAAGAUCAAAUUCGUGAACAUAGACGCAACCACAGAAGGCUACAUAAUGCCCAGCAGGCCAUAAGGAGGCUGGGAAGGAGGCUUAUGGGAGGAAUCUCUCCCAAUGACACUCUCGAGCAACAAAUAGAUCCGCCAACACAACUGCGGCUCUCUAUGCAAGAACGAGCUGCCAUCGUACUAGCAGAAGUACUUUAUCAUUCCAGAAGACAUGAUGCCAACAAUAGAGUAUACAUCCAUCGAUCUGAGGAAGCAAUACUAUGCAUUGAUGGCAACCAGUAAGACUAAGCUUUCAUACAAGAGGAAAGCUAUACCCAGUUGUAGAGAAGUCAUAUGCAAUACAUCCAUUUAGGAAUCUUGCAAGUCCGUAUUCAAAUCCUCCACCGACAAGAGGAGGGAACAAUGACUCUUAUUGUCUUUCGAGACAAUCGGUGGCUAGGUGAUCAAGCUAUUUUAGCUACUAUGGAAGUAGAUCUCACACGAGGAAGUCAGCUAAUAUAUGUUAUUCCUGAUUUAAUGCUAACUAUCAGGGAUUUUUACAGAAAUAUACAAAUGACCAUCCUCACCAAAGGCUACGAGCAAUGGCGGAAUGACGAAGCUAACCUACUAAUAACAAGAGGCUUUGUGGGAAGACUCUCCAAUACCCCAAAUGUCGGAUUUGCUUAUGAAGUUCAAGGGGUGGUGGAUUAUUUUACAAUCCAUGGGGUUCGAGUGCUCCCAGGACGAUGGUAUUCUACUACCACACUGCAAGGACUAAACUGGAUAAUAAAUCCAACGCAGGUAAAUAUCCCAAUGCAACCAUCGAACGUCGAGAGCCUAAACCUUAUUGACGGAAGAAUCUCUCUUAAGUUUCCGAAAUUAUGCUGCUGCAUCUACUGCAAGACAUCCUCAUUUCAACGAAAAGGAUGAAGAGAUUCAAAGCGAUGAGGAAGAAAUCAGGUCUUCUCAUACACUGGCAGUAUUCCUUGAACUAAGUACACUUAAAGAGUCUCUGAAGCAAAAGCAUGAGGACACCCUACGGGAAUUUGAGGAGAUCCAGCAAGUCCCUACUAAUCAACAAGAUUAUCCUUUCAUAUUAAUUAAGAGGCUGUCAUUAACAGCCACUAUACCAGAAAGAAAAAGUCCAGGAGCUGUGGGUUUUGACUUGGCAGCAGACAAGGAUUGCUAUAUUACUGCACAAGGACGAGCCUUGGUAUCAACAGGCAUAAGCAUGGAAGUCCCUUUCGGCUCUUAUGGAAGGAUUGUGGCCAGAUCAAGUGUAGCAUGGAAGAUGGGUUUAGCCAUUGGAGCAGGAGUUAUAGACUGCGAUUAUAGAGGUUAUUGCUGAGAUUGUGAGACUAACUCAAAAACAAGGACUGAAAGGUGCUAAAGGAGGAUGGAAGGAUUUUCUAUAUUGUCAUGAUGGGAAAUUUGGUUCUUGUUUAAGUGACCCAACUAGGAGGACAAGAGAGCUCUUGGUUGAUUUUUUGCAGACAUUUACAAAAGAAGAACAAAAAGUGUUCAAUAAAAUGAUAAGAAGGAACAAUGAUCAUAAUGCAAUGAAGCAGUUCAUCAAGGAUUGUUUACAUCUUGAGUCACCUAAACAGAGGUUGGUCCGUUUGACAAUGGAACAUCCAAAAUACACAAAACACUUCUGUUUCCCAUUCUAUGAUAAGGAGUGGGUAAUUACUCACCUAGGUGAAAUUUUUGAAGCAACGAAAUCAGAAACUAUGCUUGCGGUUGAUUGUGAGAUGGUCCUUUGCCAGGAUGGUACUGAAGCAGUGGUGAAAGUAUGUGUGGUAGAUCAAGAUUUGCAGGUCAAACUUGAUCAGCUUGUAAAUCCCAUGAAGGCUAUUGCUGAUUACAGAACCAACAUUACUGGGAUAUCUUCAGAGGAUUUGGAAGGAGUAACUUGCUCCUUAGCCGAUAUACAGAAACCUUUGAAGAAACUUUUAUCACACGGAACUAUCCUAGUGGGCCAUAGCUUGUAUAAUGAUUUACGAGCCCUGAAAGUGGAUCACCUUAGAGUCAUUGACACCUUGUGCAUCUUCAAGUUUGCAGGUUUACCUACCUAUGCACCUUCCUUGAACACAUUGUGCAAGGUAGUGUUGGGUUUUCCAGUUCGUAAUGAUGGGGAAUCACAUAAUUGUCUUAAUGAUGCACAAGCUGCUAUGAAACUAGUUCUUGCUAAGCUUGAACGUGGAUAUGAGGAUCCAAUUGAUAGCACAGAUGUGGAAAUACCUCAGUAUGACUUGGCAAAACUACUGCUACACAGAAUACCACUUGAAGUACCUUCUCAAGAGUUACAGAGGCUGUUUUCUCGAGAAUAUGACGUCACAGUUGAGUCUGCUACGAGGCAUCGAGGUGAAAGUUAUUCGACAUAUGCUGUCUUCAAUAAUUCUAUAGAGGCAGAUGAGGCAUUCAACAAAAUUAAUGGCUAUUUAACUAAGGAUUCUUAUGGUCGACCCCAGAAAUGCGUCUUUUUGAAUCUUAGUAGUGGAAAAAAAAUUCAGUUGUGUGUCCGCAAGAUGGCCAAUGGCCUAGAUGUGUCAAAGAGGACACACGAUGAGAAUGCUGAUUCCAUGCAGCAACAAUCAGGAGAUGACACUGUCACAAAAAAGUUAAAAACUUGUUCAUAUUCCUGUGACUAUAUUAAGGAGAUUGAGAAAUUGAGAGCAGAUUUGCAACAAAGGGAAGAGGAAAUAUUUAAUUUGCAAAAGGCUCUCUCCGAAGCUACCAGAGAGCAACAUUUGUGAUAGGAAUCAGUCAUCAUAAAAAAGUUGUAAAAUUAAUAUUAACAUCAUUAUGAAUUUUCAUUAUUGAGAAUUUCAACCCCAUUUCAUCAAAUGUUCCACCAAAGACAAGAUCUCAUGAAGGUUGGACUAUCUUAAGAUGAAGCCAAUUAAAAUUAUCUGAGAUUUCAUCCGGAAAUGGUGUUUAGAUGAAUCCCUGGGACUAUUGUAGCUAAGAGGAGGUUGUGUGUUCGGAUGAGAAAGAUAAUUUAAAGGCUUCUGUUGACUCUUGCUGCAGUGGGGACAAUGUAAGCUGACAAGUCUUUUCUGUGUUCUUUUCUCUCUUCUAGGAAUUUUGUUACUCUUCAUUGUAUUGUUUUGCUGAGUGAUGCUGAACUGAGUCGAUGAGUUCCUUACGUUUGCCAUUACUUGAUGGAUUUGGUCAGGGCCCGUCCUUAAGAUGCUAUUCUCAUUUUUGUUCUCAUUAAUGAGUAGAGGAAUUAAUCUUCAGAACAUAGCAAUGUAGAUUAAUCACUUUGAUUUUUUUUUUUGUCUUUUCAACUUCAUUUGAUAAAUCAUCAAGUUUCUCUUA